Messenger RNA from Paramuricea clavata, 4459 nucleotides. The record is from the annotation of a GenBank genome assembly. Lineage: Eukaryota; Metazoa; Cnidaria; Anthozoa; Malacalcyonacea; Plexauridae.
AUGAUGACCGGAAAUACUUACGUACCUUAUUACCUUGCUCAGCAGCAAGGGCAUGGUAUGCCCGUAUUCCGAGGCAGCCUGUGGCAAAUGGGUCACGGACAAAUGGGUUACGGUCUUGGCAAUUUGUGUCGUAGUCUUGCAAAAGUCGUUACGCCCUUAGUAAAAAGAGGAGCGAAAACUCUCGGAAAAAUUGUGGCAACAACAGGUGCCGAUCUUUUGGGAGACGUUGCAGCCGGAAAGAACGUAAAGGAGGCCGUAAAAGCGCGCGGUCUAGAGGCUGUUAAUGCUGCAAAAACAAAAGCCUUGGAACACAUACGAGCAAGAAACAACCGGAGGAACAAUCAGGUCGUGGAAGACGCCCCCGGGGUGGUAAAUGGCCGAGAAGUAGAUCCAAAAGCACCAAACGAUCCAGAAGCAGAAAACGGUCGAAAAGAUCUUGAUGCUGACGAAAAAGUAGGAAUCGUGAAUAAUUUCCUAGACAGUUUAUUCAAACAAGUCGAUGUGUUUCUGAACGAAAAGCAGGUAACGCAAGCAACAAGUACCUAUGCCUAUCGUGCGUAUUUGGAAACCCUUCUCAACUAUGGUCCGGCAGCCAAAAACUCUCAACUCACCGCAUCUAUGUUCACGCCGGGUCAGCUCUUCCCAAAAAUCGGCCAUUUGAUAUAAACUUUUUCAAUAUAUUUCGGAUGGACAUGAAACUUGCUACAUCAAUAUAACUUUCCAUUCCGAACAAUCGUAUGUUUUUUAUUUUUGAGAUUUAACGGUUUUUGGCGGGAAAAUGACGUCACGAAACCUCCAGUUAAAAUUUAUUUUCAAUAUCUUAAUAGUUUUUAAGCAGAAUGUGGAAGAUCAUGUCAUGAAGAGUUGAAAACUGAAAACAGAUUUUAAAUAUCUUAAUCUAAUCACGAGAUACAAGGAGUUUAGAAUCGAAUUUUCCACCAUUUUGUUACUAUUUAUAGAUUUUUCACGGUUUUUAUAGUGAAAUAACUUUGGAUUAGUUUUAGAUAUUUAAAAUCCGUUUUCAGUUUUGAACUGCUCAUGAUAUGUUCUUCCAAAUUCUGCGACAAAACUAUUAAGAUAUUGAAAAUAAAUUUUAACUGGAGGUUUCGUGACGUCAUUUUCCCGCCAAAAACCGUUAAAUCUCAAAAAUAAAAAACAUACGAUUGUUCGGAAUGGAAAGUUAUAUUGAUGUAGCAAGGUUGAUGUCCAUCCGAAAUAUAUUGAAAAAGUUUAUAUCAAAUGGCCGAUUUUUGGGAAGAGCUGACCCGGCGUGGUUCUACAAAGAUAAGGCGAAAAAUGGAUGUGGCCGAUCCCAUUGUCACAAAUGCCGCUAAUGCUAACCUUGGGUUGAAAAAAAGAUACGAAUUUAGCAAAGAAAGCGGAACCAUUGAAAUGGCUGGACCAAUAUUUUGUGACAUGUUUAUGACAGAGCGACUUUUGUUGAGUUAUGUCGGCAUAAAAUUGGUUCUGAAUCGAAACAUCCAAGAGUUUUGUCUCAUGGCCUCGGAGGGUGGUGCCGACUACAGAGUGAAGUUGGCCGAUGGGUAUCUCAAGAUACGAAGGAUGAAAGUAAGUCUCAGCGUUGCCGUGGCUCACGAAUUAGCCUUGCGAAAAGGACCGGCCAUUUAUCCCAUUCGCCGCGUGGAGUGUAAAAGUUUCAUCAAUCCUGCGGGCAAUCCCUCCCUGAGAAGGGACAACGUCAAAAUCUUUUUAAAAUCAUUUAUUAAUCAACAACAAAAACAAAAGUCAAUAAUCCACCCAUUAUCUUGGUGUGUCUUUUCCUCAUACGAUUUCAAUGCGGUCCGAAAAAACUGAAAAAACUCCUUCGAACCCGUAGGAUUAAAAUUCUUUCUCUACCUCAUAGCAUCGCUAACCAAAUGCGAUAUGAUAUUUGUGGUGUUACUCUGAGUAUAUAUCCACACCGGGCGAGCUUGAAUGUGUUGGAAUCCUGAAUGGAAUCCUGAAUGUUGGAAUCCUGAAUCCUGAAUGUUGGAAUCCUGAAUGGUUUCGCCUUUAAUCUUCACCUGUCCCGUUUUGUCCCAUGAAAUAACAUCAGGUCUUGAUUUCAAUUGGUUUAAAAGCGCCGUAGCUCUUGGACGCAUCGUUUUCGGUAUGUGUUCCACCACGACAGCUUCGGAUAAUUGUGGUUCGGGUUGUUUUUCUUCUUCCUUAUUGGGUGCAAACCGAACCGUUGGUACCUGACUAUCUUUUUGUUGUCUCAAUUCUAAGUAACGCUCCAUGCUCGUAUUGAACAACUUUUGCUUUUCGUCAUCAUCCAGAUCCGAAUGCUCAAGAAUAUCUGACAAUCGUAUGUCGCUUCGCAAAAGGUCCGAGGUAAUCGGGGAGGUUUCCAAUUUCUGCUUUCUUUCGAAUCUGUCAAGCAUCUCUUCAGGGACCAUUGCUUUUUUCAUUAUACUGACAAAUUUCCAAGUACGCUCAAAACAGGUGGUAAAACAGUUGUUAGUUGUCAAAUAACGCUUCUUUCGUUUUUUUGAUACUUUCUUAUUCGCUAAUGCACGGAGAUGUGUCUUAUAACGCAAUAACAUCAGUUUCUGACGCGGGGUCAAUGGGAUAACCCCUUUAAGCAAAUUGAGUGAGCACUCGCAAACAGCUAAGAGCACUUCGCCUGGAGCAUGCGCAAUAAGCAUCUUAUGCAACUUAGGUUUGCACACAGCCAUAAUUCGCAAAUAGGGAAGACUUCUUCUCUUAUCCCAUACCUGUGUUAAAAGCGGCUUUCUGAUUGGUUUAAAGCAGGUGAGCUUGUCGUCGAGCUCACCUUCUUUUUGCCGAACUCACCUGCUUUUCGCCCGAACUCACCUGCUAAACUGCUUACGUUGCAAUAACAAUAACAAAUAUGGCGGACAAGAUUUAGCCGAUAAACCUAAACUUUAAUUAAAGAACUUUUUCGGUGACUAACAUACUGAGACUGAAGAAAAACCAAAGAAAAAAUGCAGUAAAGGUAAUGUAGACGUAGAUAAAGAAGUAUUUUCUUGCCCAGUGAUUUUUUUGGCCGGGAAAAUGUUUACAAAACAUCGACGAAUAUAUCGCGAAAAGCUACAAAUGUGUGUAUGGCUCGGUGUAUGGGAUUAAAACCAAACGUACUUGCAGGUUCGGUGAGUUCGGGAUUGGACGCACCUCGGGUAGCUGGAAGUUUCCCGAACUCACCUCGCUUCGCUCGGUAAGUUCGGGAAACUUCCAGCCACCCUCGGUGCGUCCAAUCCCGGACUCACCUCACUGCAAGUACGUUUGUUAUAAUGCGCUUCGACAUCUUGAUAAUGACCCAAUUCAUUUACGUGCCAUGUCCUAAAUACGUUUUACGUAAGCAAAUUGCUGUUCCCCUGGUAAAAUGUUGGUUCUGAGACGUAUACUUUCGGGAGUUAGCUGAUGAUAACCAUAGGGUUUACUCGUUGCGUCACGAAACGCCUCCAAAAGAUAGUCGGUGUGCUUAGGAAACAUCUGUUUGGCCAGGGUUGUAAAACCUAGCGAAUCGCGUGGAUUUCGGAAUAUUAGCAUGUAAUGGGAAUUCAGACUGAUGGUACGGGAUAAUUUACCAGGUGGAAAUAAAUUCUGUGUCAAGUACAACACGGAUAUUCCUCGAUGAUGCGAACCGCGAGUAAACAAAUCUGCAACACGUGGAUCGUUGGAACACUGAGACAUCAAAUCGUCCAACACGAUUAGAGAAUUGUCAUGUUCCUUCGUUAUUUCGUUCAUAUCGUUCGGAAACCCUUCUAUCAAUUCAACAUUCGGAAGGAAUUCAUCAAAUUCCUUUUGAUACUCUCCGUAACAGUAAAUAAUUUUGGUUGGAAGAGGAUGAAACAUUUCUUCUAGAUGAUUUAGCAUACGACGAACCAUAUAUGACUUGCCAGAUUGCGUCUGCCCUGAAACGUAAAAAUAUGCUGGCAUUUUAAAUCUUACGUCCAUCGUGUUCACGUGCACAACAUGUACUGUGUUAUUAUUUGACGUGUUCGUUCGUUUUAUAACCCGAUCCGAGAAAUCAUUCUAUGAAAAAAAUUCCCUUCUUCAACUCGAUAUGCACUAAAGUCAAGGCUUCUCAGAGGGGCCGCAACCAAACGAACGGCCCUCCGCGUAGUAUCUUCAGAGGCAUGCAUGAAAUAAACUAAUGUCAGAUAGUCCAUAGCACGGCCAAAAUUAGUCACGUUGAUCGUGUUAAAAACAACAUGCAUUUCAUUAGGAUUAACAUUCACUACCAUUUGAUUGUACAACGCCUCGUGGCGCUCAAGCAAAUCAUUAAUAGUAUGAGAUAAUGUUCUCAUGUCAAUAUCAUCGCCCCGUGUUUGCAAUUCGUCUAGUAUUACUUCCAUCGCAACAAAACAACAAAUGAAUACAACAAGUGAAACCAUUUAUUUAUAUGCAACAAAUUCAACAAACAAUUUUUUAUCUACAGUAGUCAACAGAUACUAUAUCUCAUCUAAACGAUCCUACGUUAAGCUAUGACUAG